AUGUCUUUGACGUCAAAAUCCAGCCGCCUCAAUAUUUCAAAGGUUUUUUCAAUCCUUAUUCUGGUGGGAGUCCUUUGUCUCCCAUCAGCAGAAAGCAGAAAUGUGAAGGUUUUAAAGAUAAAAACCUCAAUCGAGUAUCCUGCCAUAAGUUGUCGAAAGCACAGUGCAGUUUUGACAGAAUUUGGAGGAGUAGGCGACGGAAAAACAUUAAAUACAAAGGCAUUUAAAUCUGCCAUUGCCAAUCUAAGCCAGUAUGCAUCAGAUGGUGGUGCUCAGCUCAUCGUACCACCCGGGAAAUGGUUAACUGGAAGCUUCAAUCUCACCAGCCAUUUUACCCUUUUUCUACACAAGGGUGCUGUUCUUCUCGCUUCUCAGAAUGAGGAAGAUUUUCCUCUGAUCGAUAUAUUACCCUCUUAUGGGAGAGAGCAAAAUUUUACCGAUGGAAGAUACGCCAGCCUCAUUCUUGGAAUGAACCUCACUGACGUUGUAAUUACCGGAAACAAUGGCACAAUCGACGGCCAGGGUGCUCCUUGGUGGAACAAGUUUGCCAAGGGUCUUCUCAAGGCAACAAGACCAUUCCUGAUUGAGAUCCUGCACACUACUCAGCUCCAAAUAACAAAUAUCACUUUAACCAAUUCUCCAUCUUGGCAUAUCCAUCCUAUUUACUGCAGUAAUGUGGUGAUCCAAGGACUGACGAUUCUUGCUCCUGUUAAAGUCCCUAAUACUGAUGGGAUUAACCCAGAUUCAUGUAUAAAUAUGAGGAUAGAAGACGUUUACAUUGUCUCUGGCGAUGACUGCAUUGCUAUUAAAAGUGGAUGGGAUCAAUAUGGAAUUAAAUAUGGAAUGCCCACAAAACAACUGGUCAUAAGAAGGCUAACUUGUAUUUCCCCCAAAAGCGCCACCAUAGCCAUUGGAAGCGAGAUGUCUGGUGGAAUUCAAGAUGUUAGAGCAGAGGAUAUCACAGCCUUCAAUACCGAAUCUGCUGUCAGAAUCAAAACAGCGCCUGGAAGAGGAGGCUAUAUUAAAGACAUAUUUGUAAGAAGGAUGACCUUGAAAACCAUGAAGUAUGUUUUCUGGGUUUCAGGUGCUUAUAAGACGCACGUGGAUGAUGGGUAUGAUCCAAAUGCACUUGCAGAGAUUAACAACGUGAAUUACAUGGAUGUUGUAGCAGAGAAUGUGAACAUCACAGGAUCACUUAGUGGAUUUGCAAAGGAUCCUUUUACUGGAUUCUGCAUUUCAAAUGCAACUAUAACAUUGAGUGAAACUGCUAAAAAGCUGCAAUGGAACUGCACUGACGUACAGGGAGUUUCAAACAAUGUGACUCCUAAGCCUUGUGAUUUAUUGCCCCAAAAGGACACUCGUUGCUCUUUCCCUGAGGAGAAGCUACCGAUUGAAACCAUUCGUAUGAAUACUUGUUCUGUGAAAUGGUUUUAG
Manihot esculenta (cassava) is the source of this 1434-nucleotide messenger RNA. RefSeq names its product probable polygalacturonase. Gene Ontology annotation, biological process: carbohydrate metabolic process. Gene Ontology annotation, molecular function: polygalacturonase activity. Bases 1 to 1434 code for a protein of 477 amino acids. Lineage: Eukaryota; Viridiplantae; Streptophyta; Magnoliopsida; Malpighiales; Euphorbiaceae. The transcript has 4 exons. The record is from RefSeq and is a predicted model, not a curated record.